UAAAUAUUCCAUCAGUGAUGUUGUUGAUGUCCAUCGCUCGUGAACACUCCAGUACACCCUCAUUACUGAUAAUAACACUCGUGAAACCGAUAAUGCACGAGUGACGGUGUCUGGUGAUCGAACGAUGCGGAUGGUCAGCUAGUCACCGAUAAACAAAUAGACAUCUGUGUGCAUCUCCGCGCGAACUGCUCCAAUUGUUUUCCAUGUACAAAGUGAUCAGCUCAAGCUGACGUUAAUUGACGUAAUACAAGGGGCAGUGAUCAGUCUCAACGAUAAAAAUUAUUUGGAAAUUCAAGGGGACUGGGGAAUAGUGACUUGCGCCAUUCGUAAUGACUUGAUUGUUCUUUAUUCAUCGAGUUGGCAAUUGUUUUUGUGGACUCGGGGUAUUGAUUGGCCUGUUGUCUCGUUAAUUUAAUUAAAAUUCUUGGGAAUUGGGGGAGCAGAGUUGUUCGGAAUUACGGACGUUAGAGAAUUGUAGAUCGUUGAGAGGUGUCGAGUGAGCUGAUGUAAUGGGGGAUCUCAGCGACAGUGGUGAAACGAUAAGUCUAGUUGUUAAGGCACCGGAUCAACAGAUUCGUGAUCAAGUUGUCAAGUGUCAGCUGCAUUGGACUGUUGCAAGGUUAAAGGAACAUCUUGAAACGGUUUAUCCCACGAAACCAAAACGAUGUGAGCAGAAGGUGAUAUUCUCUGGUCAGCUGCUGGGGGAUUCCAUGGUCCUGCAGGAUGUCCUUCCACAGCAUUACAAUCAGAAUAUCCCACCUGACAACACGUACAUCAUUCAUUUGGUGUGCACGUUGAAAGCAACCACCUGCCAGCCACUGCCGAGCUGUCAGGUAGCACCCAGUACAGUCCGUACACCUGAUAUUUUGACGACGUCGUCGUCAACGGUACAGCAGUACUAUAGUCAACUCAAUAGUCAACAAAUGGCGUGGAUGCAGCAAGCAUAUGCCCAUUAUUUAACACAGUACAUGCAUCUAAUGACAGCCCAAGGAAUGCAGCUGCAGAGCACGAUCCCCUACGUCCAAUCCACGAAUGUCCGCAGGUCAGACGCAGCCAGUGGCGCCAGUAAUCAAGCCCACAGCAACGCAAAUCAGGACGAGGAGAAUGACGAUAACCAUGGAGGCGACCAAGACGGGGUCGAUGCAGGCGUCAACCCUGUGAAUAACAACGUUGGGGAGAAUCGAGAACCCGGUCUCAAUCGAGAUUGGCUCGAUGUCUUUGACGUCGUUGCUCGUGUCGUCGUUCUGUCCAGUAUUAUUUACUUUUAUUCAUCUCCCACGAGGUUUCUUGUGGUCACGUUCCUCGGAUUCGCCAUUUAUCUAAUCCAGGGUGGAUUCUUCAGAGGCCAGCCAAUAUUUCCAAACGAUAAUGGUCGAGCAGAGAACGAUAACAACGCUGACAACGAAGGUGCUCAGCCAGCAGACUCGAUACAUCAAAGAAAUCAGCCCUCAGCUGCUGAAACCCCACCCCAGGAACUGAGGGCGACGAAUCCCAAUGAAGACAAUGGAAGGCCUGGCGCCUGGGCAUUCACGUGGACCUUCUUCAGUUCGUUCUUCGCGUCCCUCAUACCUGAACAGCCACCCCCCGUUCUUUAAAUCAAUCCAGUACCAAAACUAGUUUUUUUCUGCGAAUUUAUCCUUUUACGAUCAGAAGUUUUCCUUCACGCGUACAAUAAGUAAAUUGACGGCAUGUAGAGGGGCUGUGGAUACAGGAAGGAGGCGACACUUCGUUAAAAUACUCUUGAAUAAAACACAUUCAAGUUGUCCCUUGUAAUUAGUUAAAUUCCUGAGCAAGUGUUUCAAUUUAUUUUCGUCUAUUUGUGGUUAUCGAUGGAAGAAGAUAUUCAGAGGAAAGUGUUUUCUCUCUUGUGAUAUAAGUAAAUCAUUCAUUAAUGUUGAUUGAUUUUUAUUGCAUUGAAAAUAAAGUGUAUUCCAAAGAUUUA
Diachasma alloeum is the source of this 1942-nucleotide messenger RNA. It is a transcript of the gene Herp, whose product is annotated as homocysteine-responsive endoplasmic reticulum-resident ubiquitin-like domain member 2 protein. Lineage: Eukaryota; Metazoa; Arthropoda; Insecta; Hymenoptera; Braconidae. Bases 510 to 1595 code for a protein of 361 amino acids. The record is from RefSeq and is a predicted model, not a curated record. Gene Ontology annotation, biological process: endoplasmic reticulum unfolded protein response. The transcript is spliced from 4 exons. Gene Ontology annotation, molecular function: protein binding.